Molecule: messenger RNA, 2991 nt
Organism: Oikopleura dioica
Lineage: Eukaryota; Metazoa; Chordata; Appendicularia; Copelata; Oikopleuridae
Source: the annotation of a GenBank genome assembly
AUGGAAAUCGGUGAUCAUUUGCCGUUCAAGGUUGAGUACUCGAAAUCGAACCGAGCCUCAUGCAAGAUCUGCAAGAGCAAGAUCGACAAGGACGUCGUCCGAAUGGCGCGCAUGAUGAAGUCGAGGCAUCAUGACGGUGUCGAUCCAAAUUGGACGCAUUUCAACUGCUUCUUCGGAAAGGCGAAGCAGUGGGGUUUGAAAGCGGGUGAGAUUCAUAAGAUCGAGGGAUUUCAUUCCAUCCGAAUCGAGGAUCAAGAACGAGUCAAGGAAGCAGUCGACAAAAUCGGAGGGCCCGUAACAAAGGGAAAAGGAAAGUCCGCCCGCGCUGUGCUCGACGAUUUCGAAAUCGGCUACGCUCCUUCUGCUCGAGCAAAGUGUCGACGAGAAGAUUGUCAAACAGAGAAAAUCGAGAAAGACGAGCUUCGAAUUGCUGUGAAAAUGGUUGAUCCGGAGAAGCCGCACCUCGGCCCGAUUCCACGAUGGCAUCAUGUUGGUUGCUUCAAAAAGGUGCGAAGCAGUGUGGGUUGGGAAGAUUCGUACACGGCUGAUAUGAUUACUGGCUUCUCGGGGUUAGAUAAAGCGGCCCAAGAGCAAGUGAUGAAACUAUUGAAGCCGAAGAAAUCGAAGUUGAAAGCGGAAAAGGCGGAAGUCAAAGUGGAGCCAAAAGAAAUUGACCCGCAUCAAGCUGCGCUGAAGAAACAGAAUAAACUCCUGUGGGCGAUAAAGGACAAGAUUGACGCGCAACUUACAGCUUCGGGAAUCAAAGACUUGUUGAGCACCAAUAAAGUUGAUAUUCCCGAUGGCAAGGCGCGCCAACUCGAUUAUGUGGCCGAUCUUCUCUUGUUCGGGCGACUGCCGAAGUGUAACAACUGCGGCAAUGGUAAAUUAAGAGUGAGCAGCAAAGGCUACUAUGCGUGUAAUGGAAGCAUCUCUGGAUUUACGAAGUGCGAUUAUGUAGCUACUGAGGCUGGACGAGCGCCACCGAAGAUUCCAGCGUUUCUGAAAGAAGCAUCGGACUAUUUGGCGAAAUUCAAGUUUGACGGAGAUUUGAAGCGGGUCUUUCCAAAAGCGGCUUUCAUGCCGCCACUUACUGAAAUGAAGAUCUUCAUUCUCGGAAAAGCAAAGGGCACAAAAGCUGCCCUUGAAGAAGAAAUCAAACAGCUUGGUGGCACUGUGACGACGGUGCUGAAUGAGACAGUGCAUUUCUGCGUCUCUGAGAACGACCAGUUUGAAGCUAUGAGCGAAGACAAGAAUCACAAAUUCCACGAGAAAUACGGAAAGUGCGAGACGCUCGAUUUGGUAAUUGUAUCGCGAGGCAUUUUCGCUGCGUUGAAAACUGCAGCUCCAAAACUGGGGGAGAGGCGAGCGGAUGUGAUGGCGUACGUAAAAGAACAUAAAUUGUCGUCAUUCGGGCAGUACAAACAGCCUGGAAAGCGCAAGAGAGUUGAUGUAGCGGAAGAAGCGAAGAUGCGAGAGAGUAAGAAGAUUAAGCUGACCGUGCAGAAUGGAGGUGCCAUUGAUCCUGAGGCGUAUGAGGAAGUUCCGGAAGGAAGCUCAAUCUUUGAGUACAAGGGAAAGCUGUACACUGCUAUGAUGACAUCGGUGGACUUGAAGCGCGACAAGAACUCGUACUACAAACUCCAAGGAAUUCAGAACAAGGCUAAAACGAGAUUCUACUUGUUCCGAUCUUGGGGAAGAAUUGGAAGUGACUCGAUUGGUGGUGUGAAGAUUCAAAAUUUUCAUAACAUGGAAAAUUGCGCUCGAGAGUUUGAAAUGCUCUUUGAAGAGAAGAGCGGCAAUAACUUCCAUGCGAAAGAGUACAUCAAGCUUCCAAAUCACAUGUUCCCACUGGAAAUGGAUUACGGAGUUGAAGACAAGAAAGUCGACCUAUCUGCUGAGCAUGAGGUUAAAUCAGAACUUGUUCCAGAAGUCCAGGAUUUAAUCAAAUUGAUCUUCAACGUCAAAACGAUGCAGAAAAGUCUGGUCGAGAUGGACUUGGAUCUUGAAAAAAUGCCACUUGGGAAAUUAAGCAAGGACCAGCUGAAGAAAGCAUGGAGUGUGCUGAAUGAGAUUUUGGCGCAGUUGAAGGAAGAAGACAAGAAGGAGAACAUGUCUCUCAUUCGAGACAAAUCAACUCGUUUUUAUCAUCUUGUUCCGCAUGUUCUCAAGUUUGGCGAGACCUUACCGCUUUUGAAGACUGAAGAAAUGGUCAAAGAAAAGAUUGAGGUGGUCGACAAACUGAUCGAAAUCGAGACAGCGUACUCAAUCCUCGACGCUGUCAAAGAAGAGAAAACAGAGAAGAACCCGAUCGAUACUCAUUACGAAAAACUCAAGACGAAUAUUUCUGUUUUGGGCGAAGAGGAAGAAGAGUAUGCGAUCAUAGAUGAGUAUGUGAAAACUACUCAUGCCAAGACGCACAGAGAUUACUCGCUCGAGAUCAACAAUGUCUUCAAGAUCGACCGAAACAAAGAAGCAAAGAAAUUCAAGCCCUUCAGUAAGUUCGACAAUCGACAGCUUCUGUGGCACGGCUCCCGUCUUACAAAUUACGCUGGUAUUCUGUCCCAGGGCCUUCGAAUCGCUCCCCCAGAGGCGCCAGUCACUGGUUAUAUGUUCGGCAAGGGAAUUUACUUUGCCGAUAUGGUUUCAAAAUCUGCAAAUUACUGCUUUGCCUCCCCGGAUAACAGUCGAGGGUUGCUCUUGCUCGCAGAAGUGGCGCUUGGAAACAUGCAUGAAUUGAAAGCUGCGGAAUACAUCGAAAAACUUCCCAAGGGAUGCCACUCUGUGAAAGGCCUUGGAGGCACUGAACCCGAUCCAGCUUGUGCUCGAGAGCUCCCGAACGGAACAAAAGUUCCAUGUGGCGAGGGAGUUCCAAGUAAUGCAGACAACACAAGCUUGCUCUACAAUGAAUUCAUCGUCUACGAUGUCGCUCAAGUCAAUCUCAAAUACCUGAUCGACUUUAAGUUCAAAUUUAAAGAAACACUGCCCUGGUAA